Pieris rapae (cabbage white) is the source of this 2788-nucleotide messenger RNA. RefSeq names its product CD151 antigen-like. Bases 51 to 815 code for a protein of 254 amino acids. Gene Ontology annotation, cellular component: membrane. NCBI's taxonomy places the organism in Eukaryota, Metazoa, Arthropoda, Insecta, Lepidoptera, Pieridae. The record is from RefSeq and is a predicted model, not a curated record. The transcript has a single exon.
UGCAUCGGUUUCCAUUCCGUUCCAAACCACGAGACACGUCGCACGUCACAAUGGGCAAAGAGGAGAUGAUUAAAGGUGUGCUGUAUGUUGUGAAUGUGUUAUACGCGGUGUUCGGUUUAGUGACUGCUGCCACGGGAAUAUGGUUCUUCGUGCAACUAUCUGAAUUCGUAGCGUUGCGAAACAGCAACCACUACUUAUUGGACUAUCGAGUUUACUGGCCUCAAGUGGCACCAUGGCUGUUUAUACUCCUGGGUUUAUUUGUGAUGAUGGUGUCAUUCUGUGGAUGGUGCGGCGCUAACAAGGAAAGCAGAGGCUUACUCGGUAUUUAUGGCUUAUUUAUGGUGCUCAUCGUUGUUGGACAAGCAAUUGCUGCCACUCUGAUUUUCGUGUAUGUCGAUGGAGAGCAUACAGACCGUUUCAUCAAGGACACAGUGUACGAUGGAUAUUACAACUCUCAGUCAAACCCUGAUGUCUUCAAGGCCUUUGGAAGGAUUGAAAGGAAAUUGAGAUGCUGUGGGGCAAACGAUGCGCGUGAUUACAGGAGCUGGAGAAACGACCUUCCAUUGACGUGUUGCCAGGACAGCUAUUACAGGGCUACUUGUGAAUUCACCGAUAAGGAAGCUAAUGAGAGACUGGGUUGUGCUAAGGUGGCUGCUGUAUACACUAAAAUUAUCAGUUCAUCCGUUGCUGGAGCGUCGCUGUUGAUAUCAUUGGUGGAGAUCGCUGGUGUGAUUCUUGCCUACAAACUAUUUCAUUCGCUGAGAGAAGUCGAGCACUAUUUGCCGGAACGAAAAGAGGGGGAAACUGAAUGCUAAGUGAGGUGAUGGAGGCAAUAUGGAUGGGUCAGGAAAGGCUUCAAUAGGUAUGAAAUGACCUUCAACAGUUGUGCCAUAGGACUGGUUUUGUGUAGCUAAUAUCAAAGGUUUUCCAAUCUCGAUAUUUCAAUGCAUAAUGCAUUGUGGGAAAUCAAUUUGUGUUCAUUUGUCAUAUGUGAAAUUUUUCCGCUCCAGUCCUCUACCGACAUCUUACUGCUAGGUAUAUAUAGAAUUGAUUCGUCUGUCGCCUCAUUGCCUUUAGAUUAACCGAAUUUUUUUAUAGUAAAAAUCCACCGAUUGUGUCGAGUCGAGCCGAGCCUGAGGCACUUUUCUUUUGGAAAUCGGCUCUAUCACGGCUUUAGAUGGCUUUCUUAGUUGAACCGAGAGGAGACAAAACACAUAACAUGUUCGUAAUUAUAUGUAUACCUUUAUUUUGCCUCGAAAUUAUUGUAUGAGUUCAUUUUGUUCCUUGUGAGUCACUGUCAGGGUGACCUGCUACUGUUCGAAUCAAGACAUGUUUUUCUCGUAACCAAAUUAUCCAAUUGAAAUAUUGAAUACAGAAUAUUCAAUGACAAAUAAAGUGGGAGUUUUUAAGCAAUUAUUGUUAUCUCCAUCUCCUCUCGGUACUAUUAUGAAAGCUUUAAGGGGCUAAAAUUCGUUUCCUUGGUUAAGGAAUACUAGAAAUCUUUACCCCAUGUAGUGUAAGACAUUCCAAAUUAUGUUACCAUAUUUAAAGUAUUAUGUUAUAUUAAGUUUGGCAGCCUCAUCAACACAUACUGCCGUUUUUAUAAAUUAAACAUAGUAUGCGAAUGAUUAUAUUUUAAUGUUAUUAUUACUUGUAUUGUAAAACGUGUAAGACGUGCCGAAUGUGGACACAAUUUCUUGUAAGUUACAUAAUAUUAGUUACUUGUAAAGGAAUGUGCUUCCAGAUCGAAGUCUUAAUAAACUAUCAUGUAAUAAACUUGAUUUAACAUUUUAUAGAAUCAUACUAUUUAAAUUGUUAUUAUUUCCAAUGAUUAAAUAAUUUAAAGUGAAAAUAUUAUCUAUAACGGGUGUUAUUUAAUCAAAAUUCUCAUGUAAUUGUCACUUUUAGAUAUUAGGGUCAAUUUGGCGGGUCAUAGGCCAUGUGAGGAUCUUGAGUGGGUUUAAUAAACUCCUUCCUACUUAAGAUCUGAUUCAUUACCUGACGCACUGUUAAAUGUGAACUCAAUAUAACAAACAUAAACUUUAUACAUAUGCCCAUAUAACUAUAUACUGCAAUUAACGCACAAUAAUAAUAUUCAACUAAGUUACCUGUAUUUUGAAAAUGAGAAUUUAGGUCAAACUCCAAUGCAUACAUCGAUCAAAGCGACAGUGAUCAUUGAUGUUACACAAUGCUUGUUCAUGGAUAACAACUUUAGGAGGCCCCGUGUGAAGCGACCUCAAAACAGUUAUAGCAUAAACUAAAAUUCGGUAUUCAAUACUUCUUUGUGUUUCACAACGCUCUUCGGCGCGUCCUACAUAAUGCAGACGACAAGUGUUAUGUAAUUCCGUCCUAAUGAUUGCUAAAUAACUUAUUUGAACAAUUUUUGUAUCGUUAAGUAUAUAUUAUAGAAUUUAUUACACAAUGUGCCCACAGGUCAGAGAUCUAGAGAUGAUUCGAAAACACUAGAAUGUAUCCAACAGUUUUCAUUGUUUCUAGGGUCUAGGCUUAUAGGCGCCUUAUUUAUCCAUAUGUUAAAAAAAUAAAUAUAUUUUUAUGAGUCUCGAAGACUUCUCCGUUAUCGCCAUAAUAAUAGGUUUUCUACAAUAUGCCAAAGAAAUGUUUAUGUACAAAAUCCAUAUUCAUUUUUGAGUUUUUGCAUGCAAUAAUAUGUAAUCAUAAGUUAUAACAUCACUUUAUAUGUAAGUUAUUUUUAUAUUUUUGAUACAUUAAGUUGAAACUAGUCUUAAGUUCUAUGUAAUAAAGUUUCAAUAUAUAUUUUCGAAUCUCA